AUGAACAAACAAGCACUGUUGAAGAAGUUAUCAGCUGCGAAAAAAUCAAAGCAGCAACCGGAAUUGCCAUCCAAACAUCAACAGAAGAAGCAAUUAGAAGACGAUUCUGAAAGCGACAAGGACAGCAGCAGUGGAGAUGAGUCAUCGGAUCAUGAAACCACAGUUUCAAUCAAUCAGAAAAAUUCAUCUUUGAACUCUAACAACAGCUCUGUUGGAAGAGGUGUAAAGAGAGAUCUUGCUUCUUCCUCCUCCUCUUCGGAAGCAUCAUCAGCGUCUUUUACCACUGCUCCGAAAAAGUUGAAAACCUCUUUUGCUUGGAACAUUGACCAGCAAUCAGAGAAAGGAACCUCAGAGGAGCCAGAGGACAAUGAAGAAGAGUCUGCAAGUGAGGAUGAGGAAGACCUCGUUGAACAAAGCACUGAUGAGAAAACCAAAGCUCAUCACCAUCAUCACGAUGUUCACCAUUUGACUGAAACUGAAAUUGCAGAAAUAGAAGAAAGUCUUCCCAAUAAGGCUCCAACAAGUGAAGCAGAUUUUGAAAGACUUAUCAUCGGAGAGCCUAAUAAUUCUUAUUUAUGGAUUCAAUACAUGACAUUUAUGCUCAACACCUAUGGCUUUGAAAAAGCAAAAGAAAUUGGUGAGAGAGCAGUGAGUAGAAUACAUAUUUCAAAAGAGAAUGAACGAUUCAAUUUGUGGAGCGCUAUUAUGAGUUUAUAUGUUUCUAAUAACAAACCAAAUAUUGAAAAAGUUAUUGAAAAGGCUCUACAAGGAUCAUCUAAGCCACAUAAUAUUUAUUUACAAUAUGCAACUAUUCUUAACAAGCUUUAUGAGAAGAAGAAACAACGCCUUGACGAAGCUGAUGAAGAAGAGGCCGAAGAAAGCGAUGCUGACGAUGAAAACGAAGUUAAAAAGAAAAAAACAAGUGAACUUGAAGAUUUACUGAACAGAAUCGAUCAAGUUUACCGAAAAGCUUGUAAAAAGUAUAGAAAUGAGAAGAAAGUUUUUGAAGAGUAUGAACGGUGGUGCAUUUCAACGUUAAAAGAUAUCAAGAAGGGUGAAUUGGUGUUGGCGAGGUCACUUAAGGUUUUUCCAAAUAAGGAGCAUAUUUCUCUUAGAUGCAAAUUUGCAAUUCUUUUAUACAAAACUGGUGAAAAUAUCUUAGACGCUAGAAAUGUGAUGGAGAAUAUUAUACAGAAUCAUCCAAAGAGGUCUGAUGCAUGGUCUAUUUAUCUGGAUUGUGAGCAACAACACACCAAAGAUGUCAGAUACAUUCGAGAAAUCUUUGAAAGAGUUUGCCAUCUCACAACGCUUUCCACUAAAAAGAUGAAAUCCUUCUUACAAAGGUAUCUGAAAUUUGAGACUCAACAUGGUGAUGUUGAACGGCAAGAGCAUGUGAAGAAGAUUGCCAAGGACUUUAUCCAAAGCAAACUUCAGAAGGCUCAAAGUGUGAAUGCCAACAAUUAA
Messenger RNA from Naegleria fowleri, 1464 nucleotides. RefSeq lists its product as uncharacterized. Gene Ontology annotation, cellular component: nucleolus; small-subunit processome. Gene Ontology annotation, molecular function: protein binding; RNA binding. The transcript has a single exon. Gene Ontology annotation, biological process: rRNA processing. NCBI's taxonomy places the organism in Eukaryota, Heterolobosea, Eutetramitea, Acrasida, Naegleriidae. The record is from RefSeq and is a predicted model, not a curated record. The coding region runs from base 1 to 1464 and encodes 487 amino acids.